CCUGCCCCGCCGUGGAAUGGAGUCUGCAGAGAACCAGAUAGGUUCCCACCGUGCCCUGGAGAGCUGCCACUUCUCCAGCUCCACCCUGCCCAUGAGGCAAACAGCUGGUCGACUGGUCUUUUGUGUUGGUUCUUAGUUCUCACCUUUGUUUCCUACCAGAGCUGGACCCCGGCCUCAAACUCCAGCCAGCUUGGGCUGUGAUCUUCUGUCCUGGGCACCAGGGCUCCCCCUGCCCACCGCAGCAGAGAUGCUGCUUUAUGCCUGCAUCCUCCCUCAGCACACGUAGCCUUCAUCUUCGGUUCUGGCGCCCACCUGAUCUGCCUCCUCCCACACGCCACCUCUAGAUAGAGCCCUAGAAAGUGAUGUUGGCCUGGAACUGAGUCACAUUCAUCUAAACAUUUUCCUGUAGAAAAGACCAGACCCUCUCCUUGUUGAGAUAGGAAAUCUGUAGUGAGUUUAUGUGUUACCUGCACUCAUGAGAGAGAGGAGGGAAAGCCACAAACCUCCUCUCGACUUAACAGAAUUCAAAGUAUUUGUGUGUUGAGAUGUGUCAGUUACGACAUGCAUAUCAGCUCCACUUUCUACCUAGGCUCAACCCUGGCCUCAGACUCCAGCCUGGUUGAUCAAGAACUAAUACGAAGGCACCAAGAGGAUGGUGGCCCCCGGCCUCCUGGUGCAGAGCAUCAGUCCUGCGCUGGGAGUGUGGAGAGGUGCGUGAGAAGCAAGCCGUUCUUGAGGAAGUGGGGCCAACAGAGAGGUCAGCAGCCCCUUAGCCCUCACGCUUCCAAGGAACAGAACGAUGGAGAAGCCUGCAGGCAGAAAAAAGAAGACGCCCACCCCAAGGGAGGAGGCAGAUGUGCAGAAGAGCGCGCUCAGAGAGGAGAAGGUGUCCGGGGACAGAAAGCCACCUGAGAGGCCCACUGUGCCCAGGAAGCCCCGCACACAGCCCUGCCUGAGUCCUGAAGACAAAGAGCACAUCUUUGAUGCCUUCGACGCUUCAUUUAAAGAUGACUUUGAGGGGGUUCCCGUGGUCAUUGCUUUUCAGAGGAAGAAACCCUAUGAGUGCAGUGAGUGUGGGCGGAUCUUUAAGCACAAGACCCACAUUCGCCAUCAGCGGGUCCACACCGGAGAGAAGCCCUUCAAGUGUGCACAGUGCGGGAAGGCCUUCCGGCACAGCUCUGACGUCACCAAACACCAGAGGACUCACACGGGAGAGAAGUCCUUCCAAUGCGGAGAGUGCGGGAAAGCCUUUAACUGCGGCUCCAAUCUCCUGAAACAUCAGAAGACACACACCCGGGAGAAGCCCUACGAAUGCAUGGACUGUGGGAAAGCCUUUGCCUACAGCUCCUGUCUCAUCCGCCAUCGGAAACGCCACCCUCGGAAGAAGCCCUGAGCUGGGGCCGUCUGCGGACUCGGGCCCUGCAGUGCAAGCCUCGCCGGACACCUGUUCCAUGGCUCCCUCGUGUUCAGUGUCUGAUGGGGGCACAGGGCCGUGUGCACUGUUCCGUGCCCUGGGGACCCCCGGAAAAUCAGCCCAGUCAGAUAUGGGAACGUGCCAACGAGUGAGAGACCUUUCCACUGCAGAGAAUCUCUUUGAUCAAGACACUGCAGCAAUGUAGAAGCCACCAGAGGCUCCUUGCAGCCAUGGACCAUUUUCCCAGUUCCUUGAUGGCUCACAGGGCUCAGCACCAGAGACCAGGGUGUAUUCACUGCCAUCCAUUGGAUGUGUUUGGGUCAUCUCAGAGCACCCAGCGGGAGAGGCUCCUGGUGUGGUGGGCAGCCCAGCACUUCCCGCUGACACCUGCCUGUGACACCUGCUUAAGCCUUUCAUCUGCCGCUGAAGGUCCCAGUCUGGACUCUCUGCCCUCUGGGUCCCCGAGCUCUGCAGCGAGCCCUGGGACCACUCGUCCCUGCCCAGCCAGCUUCAGUGCCUGGGGCCGCUCGUCCUUGCCCGGCCUCUGUGCCCCAACUGUGCUUGGUCCUCUGGCUUCUCUCCUCCUGCUGGAGCGCCGGUCCCUGAGCUCAGACCCCCGUUCCCGGUACUGGGCCACACCACGCGCCCUCUUGGCCCAGCCUUCCUUCCAGAGAGGCGGCCUGACUUACCUGGACGGACCUGGGACAAAGGUUCUUCAGGACCUUGGACACCACCACCUGCUGAGCUUCCCGCCUCAGCCACGCAGUGGGGCCCCUGGGGUGCCCUCGGCAGCUUCAGUCCAGCCUGCAUCUGCCUCUCGGCCUUCCAACAUGGGCGGUGGGCCCCAGCCCCACAGACCAGCCCAGCAUUCAGGGCCAGUAGGAUGGACCCCCAGGUGUGGAAUGACAUCUCACCAAACGCCAGCCCCAGGUCAUGCCCACAGAGACACCUGCAGAAGCGCGGCUGGAAGGACCACCUCAGCCUCUCUAGCAGCAGGCAGGAGAACAUUAAAGCCACAACCCAGAAACUUCUCAGGAGCAUGGCGCACCCACACCAGCCCCGGGCUCCACCUGGACAGCACCUCCUGGGCCGCCCUGACCAGCAGGCACCAUCCUUCCAGCCUCUCUUGGCCACCCGGACGAGCGGGCACCACCCUCCCAGCCUCACGCGGCCACCCUGACCAGCAGGCACCACCCUUCCAGCCUUGCUCAGCCACCCUGACCCAGAGGGCAGCCUUGACCAGUGGGCACCGUCCUCCCAGCCCCACUCAGCUGCCCUGACCAGCGGGCACCAUCCUCCCAGCCUCACUCGGCCAGCCGAGCUCUGUGGGCCUCAGAGUGCAGAGAACCUCAAAUGUUGUGACUUUGCUCUGCUGCAGGGACCUGCCAUGGAGUGUCCCUUGUGCGAGCAUUUUGAGAGCUAUGCCGGCAUCCGUCCCCGCAGGCCCCAUCCCUGAGCUAUUUCUCAGGAGAGCAGGAAGGGAGCAGGGGGAGGGGCGCUCCCAGCCAGCCCCGGGACCAGAGGUCUUGGGGCGCAGCCGGCCAGCCCUCCUCGUCUGGGCCUCUGUUUCCUCUUUGACACAGGGAAGCAGGGAGGGGCCGAUCAGCGACUUAGGCCUGUUGGCUGUGGUGGGGUCCACCUGCGUUUCUGGGGAGCCCACGGACCCUGGGGUGUACCUGGGUUUCGUUCCCAGUGACCUCUCCUAUUGGUCCCCAUUUGGGCACUGAGAUGUGAUCGUUUCUUUCCUGUGAAUGAGCUGACAUAAAAACGUGCUAUGGAGGAAGAUGGGCCUUGGGGGCAGCGAGUGGCGCCUCUGCACCAGGAGAAAGGCGAUGUCCCCAGAGCUGAGGCGGUGGUGGGCAGGGCUCCUGUGGAGCCGGGGCAGGGCAGGGUGUCUCUGAGGUCAGUGAGGAACAGCUGAGGCCCAGGGACGCCGGGAGGAGGGGGUGAACUCCGGGAUGGGGCCAGCAGGGAGCCUCAUGCUUACAGAGCCUGGUGUCCGCACUCUCCUGGUUUCCUCCGCAGACCUAGCCACGUGGUCAGGGAGCCCGGGCCGAGCAGACGGCCCCCACCUUGACAGAAUCCUGAGGGGCGUGCGUGGCGGUGGGGGCUACGUCACAGCCUAGACCAGGCCUAACGCUGCUGUCCCGCAGUCACCCCUGCAGGCGGCUCAGGGCAGGGCUCCGGCCUGACGGGGGUUCCUGGACACGCCUCUGAGCCGGCAGCCCGUACCCGCACCCCUGCACCUUCCACGCCCAUCUCCGGCAGCCCCUACCCGCACCCCUGCACCUCCCACACCCGUCUCCGGCAGCCCCUGCCCGCACCUGCACCCCUGCACCUUCCACGGCCAUCUCUGGCAGCCCCUGCCCGCACCCACACCCCUGCACCUCCCAUGCGCAUCUCCGGCAGCCCCUGCCCGCACCCGCAUCCCUGCACCUCCCACCCCCGUCUCCGGCAGCCACUACCCGCACCCGCACCCCUGCACCUUCCACAGCCAUCUCUGGCAGCCCCUGCCCGCACCCACACCCCUGCACCUCCCACGCGCAUCUCCGGCAGCCCCUGCCCGCACCCGCAUCCCUGCACCUCCCACCCCCGUCUCCGGCAGCCACUACCCGCACCCGCACCCCUGCACCUUCCACGCCCAUCUUGCCCUGGGGCCCAGGUGCAGGUUUGUGAGGAGGGCAGCACCGUGCUCCCGUGGCCACCGCUCAACCAAGUGGAUUCAGCGAGGGUUUUCAGUGUUUGCGCCUGUGUCCCUGUGUGCUUGUUUCCUGGUGAGGCUGGACGCCUGGCAUGUCCGAACACUCACAUUUCCCAGGCACGCAUGUGCAGCUGCCGCCACCCAUGUACUGUGGCACUGACCCCUCCUGUAACAGCUGUGGUCUUGGCCUCUCGUGUUGGUGGCAGAUGUCCCAUUUCCCACUGUUACUUUCUGUUGUCCAAAAUUUAACUGUCCUGCCAGGCAAAGCUGCUGAGCAUUACUCUGAUAGACCAUCAGUCCUUGGUAAGUGUCCUGUGCAUCUGGGAUAAGCAUGCGUUUGUUUUCAGCUGCGCUUUCUGUGACUUGCUCUGCAUGUGUCCUCGGUCCACGUGGGCCGCUGCGCUGGUUCCCAGCCUGCCCGACACGCUCGCUGCGACGCCUCCUUUCCCUGUUGCUUGCUGGCUUCUGUGUUCUGUGCAGUAAACAUUGAUUUCUGA
Nomascus leucogenys (northern white-cheeked gibbon) is the source of this 4612-nucleotide messenger RNA. It is a transcript of the gene ZFP41, whose product is annotated as ZFP41 zinc finger protein. The record is from RefSeq and is a predicted model, not a curated record. Lineage: Eukaryota; Metazoa; Chordata; Mammalia; Primates; Hylobatidae. Gene Ontology annotation, biological process: regulation of transcription by RNA polymerase II. Gene Ontology annotation, molecular function: DNA-binding transcription factor activity, RNA polymerase II-specific; RNA polymerase II cis-regulatory region sequence-specific DNA binding.